AUGGCGGGCUACCAGCCGAGCGCCGCGUGGCCCGUGGCUUCGUUUCCCUCAGCCUCGCUUCCCUUGACCUCGUUCUCCUCUUUUGUUGCGCGCGUCGCCCGCCAGUUUCUUCUCUUCUGUCUGAUUUCCAUUUUCGCGAGUGCAUGGUCUGUGCUGGCAACGGACGCGACUGGAGAAGAGGGAGAAGCCGUCGACGACGGGUCGGCGGACGCGUCGAACGACGCUGAGGUGUGGCUGCGUCGGCAAGACUACUCAUCAUCGGGUCUUCACAUUCCGCAAGCUAUCGCAGAGCAUGACAGAGAAGGCGAGUCUCCGUUGUUCGAUUCAGAGCGCAUCACGCGAACGCAGUCCCAGCAGCGCUGGGUUUCCGAGCUCGGGCGCCAACCUUCCCAGGUGUCAGAAAGUCUCCCGUAUGGGGGGAUGAAAGCAGGUUCGUUUGGAGGGUACGAAACGUUUCGACCCGACAAGCUGGAGGCCGUCUGGGACAGAGGAACCGCGGCAACCGAGCUGCACCGGUCUGGAGGAGCUCGCGCUUCUGUGAACCCUGCGGCUGCAGCCGCAGGCUCGGCGGGCGGCUCGACAGACGUUUAUCGCGACGAAAAAGGCGAAGGGAAACGCACGGAAAGAGACGGACGAAAUCGGGAGGAAUCAGCGCGAGUCAGCCGCGAGGGGGAGAUCCAGUUUUCCACGGGGUGGGAGGCCGAAGCAGACCCAGAGCCUGCCUGGCGGGUCGAGACACGUCGUUCGGAGCAGGGGAACGCGUCCCAGUGGACCGAGGAGAAGCCGCAGCACUCGAGUUCAAACGGCACUCAAAAGGCGACGGCCAGUUCCCGCUGGGGUGCCUCGCCUCACUCGGACGCUUCCCUCCGACCUCCCCAAGAGAGCUCCUGGCCCUCGCUCCUGCCGCCCGCUGGACGUCCCCAGCCGCCGGCUCCGAGCCCCACGCACUUACCCAGUCUCUUGCCCGGGACCCCGUGGCCCUCGACGCCUUUCGCCCUCGACCCCCGCGCGCGCUUGCUGAACUAUCGAAACGAAGGGCAUGCGCUGCGCGACGUGUACGACGAGGAAGAAGGCGAGCUCUCCGACACAGAGUCUCUGCACCGCGCGCAUCGACUGAGCCUCGAAGGGCCUCGGUACGGCUUCCGCGCAGGGUCGUAUGCGCCGCGCAGGCGAGAAAACGACGCAGGCGAUCUCUACGGGGAAGUCUCAGCGACGAUCGAGCUUCCGGAGACAAACCCCAGCGCCGUGUACCCGAACCAGCACGGAGAAGGACUUCCCGACUUCGCAUCUGCCCCCCGCACAAAUGUCCACUUGCCUCCGCAACUCGGCCGAAGUGGCGUGGACCCCGACCAAGUCCGCGCCGCCCAGCUCCGACUCGCGAACUUGGCUGGACAUACUGGACAUACACCAGGGGACGGGUCUUCGAGCUACGGGGCUUCCCGCGACGAGGUUCCCGCGCGUCGCGACCAGGUGCAAGGUCGUGGAGGCCCAAGUUUGCUGCCUGGGGCUCUGCGCGCGGGGUUCGACCCUAGUGCAGGUCUUGUGUCUCUGCAGUAUCCGGGCGUCUCUGCGUUUCGGCGUCCCGGUGUUCUGGGCGCCGCGAGCUCCCAAGGCCCGGCGAAGUCGCUGCUGGUGGAGGGCGCGCCCCAGCAGCGGCAGUUUGGAGCCUCAGGUUUCGCCCAAACCCCCAGCCUCCUGUCCUCGUCGCCGUUUCUGGACGCUUUCAUGCAUAACCGGGGUGGGUUGAAUCUCGGGGCGCAGCUGUUCGCGACGCAGCAGGUUCUGUCGGGGCCUGCGGGGAUGUGGGGUUCUGCCGGCAGCUCUGAAGGUGAGGCAGACAAAUGGUGGCGCGAACAGGACGGGUGGGUAUGGCCGGAGUUGCCUAGCCUGUCGGCGACGGACCUCGAGGCCGGCGUCAAAGACAUCUCUGGACAUGCCCAGAUGGUUCGUGUCGAGGCGCACCUGGUCAGGUCCCAGGUCAAUGCAGGCAACGCUCUUGGGCUGUACAUACACCAGGGGAAGCGGUACGAGCUCCUGGACGUCGAGGGGCGUCUCGCCCCCAUGACGGCCAUUCGCGGGAAGGUUCUCGGCUUCGGCGCGUACGGGGUCGUCGUGGAGUUGGUCGACGUCUCGGCUUCUGGAGCUCACCGCCGCAGCUCGCCAAGUUCCACAGACGCGACUGCUGGUGAGUUCGGGGGCACCGCCGUCAACUCGGGGAGUCCGUCUGCGUCGAACUCUGGGAACAAGGUCUCGACCUCGGGGAACAAGGUCUCGAGCUCGGGGACCACCGCGGCGAACGUGGAGGCAGAGCCCGGGCAGCUGUCCAGUGCCGAGCGCGAGGGCGAACCCGCGGCGAAGGUCGAUGGGGACGCGGCGAGCGAGGCCGGCGGACCGCCCAGAGAGCACACAGAGAGGAGCAGCAGAAUCCCGGGGAAGCGCGCGUCGGGGGCCGUGGAGAAGAGCGGGGGUUCGGGGAUCGAGCCGCGGGGCGACAGCGCGCGAGUCAGCCGCUCCGUGACUUAUGCCGCGAAGAUUAUGUACUGGGCGAAGGCGAAGACAUCUGCGAAGCCGGAGGAAGUGCGACAGACACUUGAAGGCUUCGUACACGAGGAGUUGGAGGCGUUCAAACUGCUCAGAGAGACAGGCAUCUCCGACAGUGACCUGUUCCAGAAACAUGGACUCGUAGUCCCGCAGAGCGUGCGACGCGUGGCGAAGCUGCCGACGCUGCUGCGCGCGAGCCCCGCGCUCUUCCCAGACACUCCGCUGUUCUUCCAUAACCAGCUGAUUAUGUUCCCCGCGCUCAAGUGCUCGCUGGACAUGCUGGCGCAAGACCGCUUCACGCGCGAGGGUCUCCGGGUGCUCGUUCGCAGCCUCGUGCGCCUGGUUGCGGGGCUGCAUGCGCUCGGCUUCAGCCACAACGACGUCAAGCCCCAGAACUUCCUCGUCGGCGGAGAUGGCGGCCUGUUCCUGGGAGACUUCGCGUACCUCGCGCCAAUCGACGAGGUCCAGGACUGCAACAAAGGCUUCACGGUCGACUACAGCUCACCCGAGCUCAUGGCCUGCGCGCUGAAGAACGGACGGAUGUCCAUGGGUCCCGAACGCGACUCGUGGGCAGUCGGCGUGAGCGCGUACCGUCUCGCAUGCAGAAACAGGUUCCCCUUCCUCCUCGACCGAAAGUUCAACGCAAAGUCCGACCCAAGACUCAUCGCCACACACAUCGCCAACCUGAAAGAGACAGACCUCGAAACCUCCCGCUGCGGAACUGAAGACCGAGUUGUGAUGUCCAUCGUCCUUCGACUCCUUCACCCCGACCUAUCGAAACGCGCAACUGUCGACCAACUCGUCCACGAACCUUUCUUCCAAGACUAGAGGCGGAGGAGGAGUGGAUUUGGGGGGAGUUCAGGUUUUGCGGAGAGGAGUCGGCGGCCAGCGAUGGCCUGCUCAUGGAGGGCCGGCGAGGCCGCAGAGCGACCCUGGACCGCAGGCAGUUGUGAGAGGAGUGGAUCUCAGGUGGAAGAGAGCGUUUUCCUCGUGCUGUCUCGGGAGAAUAGACAGGUUUAUGAUCGUGUGCAUGGCGGCAGGCCCCGAGAGAAGGCGCAGCAGCACAGAUGUCUGCGUGCGAAAGAAAGAGAGGAGGGAUUUGUAAAGAAGACAGUGAAGGAGAACGGGAGGAAUCAGCUGGGUGUCUUUUUCGAUUGCAAAUGCAUCUCCAACUCUGAAGAGGCGCUCUGAGAACUGCGAGACGCACGCGCUGCAGGCAGCGCGACAGUCGAUCUCGCGCGUGAAAAGGAGGGAGAAGAUGGAGAGGCCUUUCAGACAUUUCGAGGCCAUGAGGAAGCUGGAAAGGCGACGAAUCCACUUUUGACUAGACGAGGAGGCAGAGCCAAAGGUCCAGUGCAAGGGAAACGUUCAAGUCGGAGAAGAGGCGCGAGAGGAAACGCAGAAGCGAAGAAGCAAGAAAAAAACCGAUGGGAUGUCAAGAGAACUGCGAGAGCAAGUGGGCAGGAGGGAAGAAGAAAUUCAGAAAAAGCGAUUGUGUCCAACUUGCACGCUCCAUCGCGGUCUGUUUGGAAGAGAAGCCAGCGAGGUGAGAGAGAGAACCAACCGCGUCAAGGACGAAAAAGAAGCGCGCGGAGGAGGGAGAGAACAGAGUGAUGACAAGUGAGAAGCAAAGGGGAGAGACGCGGGAGGAGAGAGAGGGCCAACAACAAAGAGCGAGAGGCUUUUCGGGGAGCAUGUGUGUCUCUGUAGCAUCUGACAUGGGGUUGUGCAGUGACGCCCUGUUCGUGCAUCCCUUUCGCCUACACUGGAUCGAGCGGAGACGAUCCCCUCUCUUGUCAGAGGUAGAGAGCGUUUCGUCCUUUCGCCGAUUUGCGAGUGAGCUCGGCGAGCAGAGUCUUCAGAGCGCUGGGCCAGUGUCCACCUGCGUUCCUGCAGCUCAUGUGUGGAUGUCAACGGCGUUUUUCUUUCGUUUCUCUCCAAGCACAGACGCGCGAGUGCGUGAGGAGACCUCGCGUACGCAUGCAAAUGUGUGAAAAUAUGCAACGGAGAGAGGGAGUGGAGGCGCAAGGACGGAGAGAAGUAGAAGAAAAUGGAUAGGCAGGCAGACAAGAAGGCGGAUUCGAAAAGAACAAAAUGUUGAGGGAGGCAGGGAAGGACAAGACCAGACUCGAGAUCAACCAUUUAGUUGGGUUAGCAGGGAGAAAGGAGUUAAAGAUCUGCGCAAAAUGUUUUUAGGUUUGUGGAGGCUUUGAACCUCUUCGAUUCGUAUGUGCAUUUUUAUUCAAUUUUCUCAUCUACUGACAAGG
Molecule: messenger RNA, 4808 nt
Organism: Toxoplasma gondii ME49
Lineage: Eukaryota; Apicomplexa; Conoidasida; Eucoccidiorida; Sarcocystidae
Gene: ROP25
Product: rhoptry kinase family protein ROP25
Exons: 1
Coding region: 1-3369 (1122 amino acids)
Biological process (GO): intracellular signal transduction; peptidyl-serine phosphorylation; protein autophosphorylation
Cellular component (GO): cytoplasm; nucleus
Molecular function (GO): ATP binding; calcium/calmodulin-dependent protein kinase activity; calcium-dependent protein serine/threonine kinase activity
Source: RefSeq, a predicted model, not a curated record